Molecule: messenger RNA, 330 nt
Organism: Emiliania huxleyi CCMP1516
Lineage: Eukaryota; Haptophyta; Isochrysidales; Noelaerhabdaceae
Exons: 1
Coding region: 1-330 (109 amino acids)
Source: RefSeq, a predicted model, not a curated record
AUGGGGGGGGCAGCCGUGCAGGAUUUGUUUUUUGUAAAAGCGAAGCGAUCAAGAGGCAUGCCCAAUGAGAUUAUGGGGCACGCCGAGCACGCCAUCGAGGUGGCGCAUUUGCUCGCGAGUUGGGUAACGUGGCUCGCCAGCAAAGCGAUUGAGGCGAGAGGUGCAACUCUGAUGCUCGCUUUUAUCGCGCUUCUGCUCUGCUAUUUGUUCAAAAUCACCGGCGAGGAGGAUCCGCCCGCACCGCCGCUGGCACCCCUGGCCGAGCGCCUUCGCCUGCGGGAGGAGGCGAAGAAGACUGCGGCGGCGAAGGCUGCGGAAAAAGCAGAGUGA